Messenger RNA from Adineta steineri, 369 nucleotides. NCBI's taxonomy places the organism in Eukaryota, Metazoa, Rotifera, Eurotatoria, Adinetida, Adinetidae. The record is from the annotation of a GenBank genome assembly.
AUGAAGCACAAAUUUACAUUCGUAUCAAGUAUAUCAUCAAUAUCAUCUGCAACACAUUUAUAUUAUACACCAGAAACGAAAUCGGAUAUUAUUGCAUUUGCUAUUGGUAAUCCAGAAAAUAAGGUAACAGCAAAAUUAAGCAAAAAUAAUCAAAAAUUCUUAGGAUCUGAUAUUGGUGAUUUACUUAUUCAACGACAUAAUCAUGAAUUACAACGUUGUUCACAAUUUUAUUCAUUAGCCAGUAUAUUUAAUGAAACAACAACCAAAGAUAAACAUCCAAUGAAAUUAAGAAAUAUUAAGAAAAUGUAUUCAACUGGACGAAAAUAUUUUUUUCGAUUAUUUCUUUGUUGUACAAAUGAUAUUAAUUAG